Molecule: messenger RNA, 727 nt
Organism: Spirodela intermedia
Lineage: Eukaryota; Viridiplantae; Streptophyta; Magnoliopsida; Alismatales; Araceae
Source: the annotation of a GenBank genome assembly
AUGCCUGACCUUCCUCGUCAUGUGAUCGCCUGCCUGGAAACAGGGAAACUUGCUCUUUUAGCAAUUAUGGUAUCUACUGGAAUCGUUCUACAAGUUCUGGUAUCUUAUUCUCUCCUGAUUUGCUAAAAUUGGUCGCCUUUAUCCUUCUACCGGCCACACAAAAAUGAGAUAACCCUCACCUCAAAAAACUCUCCUCUCUCCUCUGAAUUGGCAGGCUUGUGCUGUGUAUAAAAACUGGUGGCCAAUGUUGACAGGUAGGAGAUAAACCGUACAAGACAGAUCUCUUGUCGUUCAAGAAGCACGACCUGAGUUUUUACUAACCAUCAAGAUUGUGGAUGAUGCAGUAAUAAUGUAUGUUCUUCUGCCAAUGCCAUUAAUGUUCUUCUCGGCCUCCGAUGCAUACUCUCUCAUCUCCACUGAAGGCAACAGGUCAGUGAAACCUUUGCUGGAGCAGACUUUCUCUCCCAGCAUUCUUCUUCUUCUUCUCAUGAGCGCCAUUCUAUUUUUGAUUUGAAAAUAUCAUCUAAACUCCAGAUGGGUAGACAUCACCAAAUUCCUGACCGGGGCUUCGGUGGUCGGAAGCAUUGCAAUCCCAGCCAUCUUAAAGCAUGCCAAUGUCAUUGUUUGGGGUGCUCUGGCUAUGGAGCUCUCCUCCUUUUUCGUCUUUGGCCUGGCCAUAGUCCUAUACAUGCAGAUGUCAAGUCAUGAUGAGUAUGCUGUAUUCUAA